Molecule: messenger RNA, 1697 nt
Organism: Chara braunii
Lineage: Eukaryota; Viridiplantae; Streptophyta; Charophyceae; Charales; Characeae
Source: the annotation of a GenBank genome assembly
ACGUAAAAGCUAAAACCCCCAUACCCGAAGAAAACCCAGCAGGAACUUCGGAUCCGAUAUGGUGGGUUCGGUGUCCGAUGGGGAUUUGCAAUGCGCCUCCCACAUUUCAUGAGCGAUGAACAUGACGUUCCAGAAUUUCGUCAACAAGACACGACUGACACAAGGGAUGAUUAACUUCUGCGUGAUCGUGUACAUGGACGAUAUCAUGGUCUAUUCGAAAACCUAUCACGGGCACGCGCAACACAUCGAAUGGACAUUGGGCGCGUUAAGAGACGCCGGGUUCAAGAUUGCGCUCGAGAAGAGCAAAUUUUUCCUCUCGGAAAUUUCGUUCCUGAGCUACGUCGUGACUCGUGAAGGACUACGACCGGACUCAAGAAAGGUUGCGGUAGUGAAAGAAGCCCUGACUCCCACGUCGCUGACGCAGGUUCGGGCCUUCUUGGGGUUAGCGUCGUACUACCGACGCUUCAUCAAGGGCUUUGCCGCGAUUGCACGGCCAUUAACGAAUCUGCUACGAAAGGACCAGCCUCUCAGCUGGGACGCGGAAUGCCAGCAGGCCUUCGCGACCCUCAAAGACGCCUUGGCGACGGCUCCUAUUUUGAUCCGACUGGACCCCUCCCAGCAGUUUAUCCUCAUUACGGACUGGCAACCGGAAGCCAUUUCCGCUAUUUUAGCGCAGAAGGGCAACGAUGGUCGUGAACACGUCAUCGAGUACACGUCGCGCACAGUGCCAGACGAACGCCGAAAUGACUCAGCACCUCAAGGCGAGUGCUAUGCGGUAGUUUGGGGAAUUCAACACUUCCAUCCAUAUCUCUACGGACAGAAGUUUCGCCUCGCGACGGAUCACGAGCCUCUGCUAGCUUUGAAGAAGCUCACCAAUUACACGGGCAUGAUUGGCCGAUGGGCGGUACGACUACAGGAGUACGAUUUCGAUAUCGUCCAUCGAAAGACGGAGCGACACGGCAACGCGGACGGCUUGACACGUCUGCAUCGACCUGCCAAGAGGGAGCCGCAGAACGCAUCCCCCCCGUCGCAGCAACAGUAUUUGGAUCCCCGGACGGCUCGCGAUCCUGCCUUCUUCGGGUAUCCUACAGCGGAGCAGUUUGCUGCCAUUCGAGAAGAAGAGGAGGAGGAAGAGAGCACUGGGAGUGACGAAGGAGAAAACGCACAGGAAGAAAGAGGGGAUAGCGACGAAGUGCUCGGUAAAGAGGACGAAACCCCCGAAGAAGGAAGCUAUAGCGAGCAUAGCGAGGGGGAACAGAGCGAAGAAGAAGAAGACGAGGAAGAAGAAGAGGAGCACGAAGAUGAGCCUGCUGGAUCGCAGUGGGAAGCCGUGCCGGAAGAAGCACUGCGUACGGGCACAAAGGCUGAAGAUCCCGAGGCGGCCCGCAAAAGAGAAGAGAUCGCGGCCGGGAAGAAGGAGUUAGAACUCGCGAGCGUGGCGAGUCUGCAGAUCCACGACGACCCGAACCGAGAUUCGGAGCCGCCCCGACCUGAAGAUGGCGACCUUGCGGCCACGACUCCGACCCCAUCAGCACGGCGACGGAGCUGGUCCCCCUCCUCCCCAACCCGUCCCCCAGUUCGCCGACGUACCGAUACGGGCGAUCGGCCUUCGUCCCCGAUCGCUCUCUCGCCGUCCCCUUGACUACCUCACCCUCUGCUAGCUCACUACCCCCAUCACGUUCCCCUCCAACCCGUUC